AUGAGUGCAUCCAAACCCCAGAAAAGUUCGGUGAGAAUCGGACACUCUCUGAAUAAGAACGAGGAAGAGUUUGUAAAGAGAAGGAAAGACAUCGUUCUAAAAUGCCUUGAGACGCUCGAUAUAAAGUGUAGUCAGCAGGUGCCAAAUAUUGCACUACUGGGUUCUGGAGGAGGAGAACGAGCCAUGGUGGGUUUACUGGGAUCCCUGGAUCAACUUGGUAAAGCAGGUCUUCUGGACUGUUUCCUCUAUCUGAGUGGAGUCUCUGGAUCUACAUGUACUCAAACAUGGUUGAAUUUACAUAGUAACACACUCGAUGAAGAAGGUCUAUUUGAAGUAACAAACCCCUGGUUUGAGAUCACUCCUCAUGAAGCAGGUUAUUCCCUCUUUGGAGCGUUUGUGGACGUCUCUGAGUUUGGCAGUCAGUUUGAAAAAGGCUCAGAAAUUAAAAACCAGCCUGAAAUGGACAUGCUCUACCUACAAGCUCUGUGUGGCAGCGCUCUUGCUGAUGGAGAUGAGAUUUUGAAAUUCCUUUGGGAAAAGUUAAAAGAAUUCUUUGGUCAUUCCAAAUCUACAAAUAUGUUUGAGGAAAUGCAGAAAGAUCCAGGAUCUCCACCUGUGGACAUUGGCUACCAGGUGCUCAUGGAUCUUGUGGACAAGAAUCUGAGUGUUUUGAAUGGCAUCGACCCGUCUCCUUACGAUACAGACAUAAGAGAAAAACUGGCAGAACGUUCUGGAGGCAAAUCUCAGCUGAUUUUUGAUGUUGGAAAAUUCGAUCUCACUGACAAAGUGGCCGCAAAAUUGUACAUGAAGCAAUACACAGAGGAUGUAUGCAACUAUUUGAGUGCAUGGAUCAGUUUCUGGCCAUAUGAUUGUUGGAUGAGCAUUUGUAAAUGCAUGGCUGGGUCGAUCUGGGGCAGGAAAUAUAACUUUCUCUACAACACCACAGAUGGAUCAGUGCCCUCUGUUCUGCAGACAAGUGAGAAGAGAGACUAUGAGGAUGCUGGACUGUUGCUCAACUCACCGUUCAUCUCAGUGUUGAGAGAAGAGAGAGAGAUUGAUCUCAUUAUUUCUCUGGAUUUCAGCGAUGGUGAUCCUUUCCUGACUGUGAAGGAAGCCACUAAGGAAUGUGAGGAACUAAACAGGCCUUUCCCAAAAAUCAUCAUACCAAGUGAGGAAUUAUUAAACCCGAAGGACUUCUAUGUGUUUAAAGGCAAAGGGAAUGCUCCAACCGUGAUACACAUUCCACUCUUAAAUACCGUCAACUGUGGAGAUAAACUUGAGGAAAUGAGGAUGAAAUAUAAAACCUUUCAAGGGUCGUACAGUGAAGAGAUGAUCAUUGAGCUCAUGGAGCUUGCUGGGAAAAACAUCACAAAUAACAAAGAGAAACUGGUGGAAGAGAUUCGUAAAGCAGCCAAAUGA
Messenger RNA from Xyrauchen texanus (razorback sucker), 1419 nucleotides. RefSeq names its product cytosolic phospholipase A2 gamma-like. Gene Ontology annotation, molecular function: calcium ion binding; calcium-dependent phospholipid binding. NCBI's taxonomy places the organism in Eukaryota, Metazoa, Chordata, Actinopteri, Cypriniformes, Catostomidae. The record is from RefSeq and is a predicted model, not a curated record. Gene Ontology annotation, cellular component: nucleoplasm; cytosol; nuclear envelope. Gene Ontology annotation, biological process: glycerophospholipid catabolic process. The coding region runs from base 1 to 1419 and encodes 472 amino acids. The transcript has 13 exons.